UGGGCUGGGAGGAGAGCAGAAAGCGGGCCAACAUGGUCUCAGAGGAGAAGCUCUUGGAUGUCAGGAGAAAAGUCAAAGGUCAGGAGGACUUAGAGCUCAGAUCCCAGGACUGAACAGUUCAGAUAAAAGAGGUGAUUCAGCAGAACAUGGGGUCCCGUUGGAGGGCAGCGCUGUUCCUCUGCCUGCUGAUGGUCGCCUCCAGUCUGGCCAACGAGGCUCCAGCCCACGAAACCACAGAGAGCCCAAACCAUGAAGACACCAGCACUGGGAACGAGACAAGCACUGACAGCCACGAUGACGGCCAUGGAGACGGUCACGGAGCACCAAUUACGACCCUACCUAUCGUAACGUGGAAGUGGCACCAUGUAACCGCCCCGUACUUCGUGGCCCUCUGGGUCCUGGUCUCCUGGCUCUGCAAACUGGUCAUCGAGGCCAACCACCAUGUGACCGCCUACAUCCCAGAGAGCGCUCUGCUCAUCUGCUUCGGCUUCAUCCUGGGAGGGAUGAUCUGGGGUGCAGACAAGGUCCAGACCUUUUCGCUCACCCCCACUACGUUCUUCUUCUACCUGCUGCCCCAGGUCAUCCUGGACGCAGGCUACGCCAUGCCAAACAAGCUCUUCUUCACCAACAUGGGAGCCAUCCUGGUUUACGCCAUCAUCGGGACCUGCUGGAACGCUGCCACCCUGGGGCUGUCGCUGUGGGGGUGUCACCAGGGCGGAGCCAUGGGUGACAUUGACAUCGGGCUUCUCCAGUAUCUCCUGUUCGGCAGCCUGAUCGCCGCCGUGGACCCCGUGGCGGUCAUCGCCGUGUUUGAGCAGGUCCACGUCAACGAGGUCCUCUUCAUCAUGGUGUUCGGAGAGUCGUUGCUCAACGACGGGGUUACAGUGGUGCUCUUCAACGUGUUUGAUGCAUUCGUGUCUCUCGGAGGAGGUGCAAUUGAUGCUAAGGAGAUCGUUAAAGGAAUAGUUUCCUUCUUCGUGGUGGCGUUCGGCGGUUCGCUCGUUGGCUUCGUUUUUGGCCUGCUGGUCGCUCUGCUGACCAGAUGUACCAAAAACAUCCAGAUCAUCGAGCCGGGCUUCAUUUUCGUCCUGGGAUACCUGUCCUACCUCACGGCAGAGAUGCUCUCUCUGUCUGCCAUCCUCUCGAUUCUUUUCUGCGGUAUGUGCUGUCAGAAGUAUAUCAAUGCAAACAUGGCUGAGACCUCCGUCGAAACCGUCCGUUACGCCAUGAAGGUUUUUGCCAACGGCUCGGAAACCAUCAUCUUCGUCUUCCUCGGCAUCUCCGCCAUCGACAAGGUGAUCUGGGUUUGGAACACGGGCUUCAUCCUCCUCACUCUGCUCUUCAUCUUGGUCUACAGGUUCAUCGGGGUGUUCUUACUCACCUGGAUCCUGAACAGAUUCAGGCUGGUCCCCAUAGAUUUUGUGGAUCAGGUGAUCAUGGGCUAUGGCGGCCUGCGAGGGGCCGUGGCCUACGGGCUGGCAACGUUGCUGGACGAGACUAAGAUAAAGGAGAAGAACCUGAUGGUGUGCACGACUCUCAUCGUCGUCUAUUUCACUGUGAUUUUCCAGGGACUGACGAUGAAGCCUUUGGUCCAAUGGCUGAGAGUAAAGAGAGCCGCCAACGUUGAUCUCAUGCUGAUAGAAAAAGUGCAGAACAAGGUGUUCGAACACGCGCUGAUUGCUAUUGAGGACAUUUCAGGACAAAUUGGACACAACUACCUGAGGGACAAGUGGAAGAACUUUGAGGAGAAGUGGAUGUCAUGGAUCCUGAUGAAGCCGUCAGCGAGAAAGCAGCAGGACCGCCUCUUCACCGUCUUCCACCAGCUGAACCUGAAGGACGCCAUGCAGUACGUGAGCGAGGGUGAGCACAGAGGCUCUCUGGAGUUCAUCCGCAACGAAAGCGCAUUUGUGGACUUCAAGAAGAAGUUUGGCAAAGAAUUCUCAGACGCCAUGCCAGACAUCAUGGCGGACAUGGACGAUGAUGAGGAUGGAGCUUCAUCCAUGAGAAGAGACCCAGUACCGUCGGUCAGUCUGGAGAUGCAUGAGCAGAACAUGAGAGGACUUCGAGGAGCAGAGGAGAUGAAUUCUCACCACCUCCUGGAGCAGCAUCUCUACAAAGGCAGGAAGCAGCACCGUCACAAGUUCAGUCGCAGCCAGUUUGGCAUCAACCAGGAUGAAGAUGAGGUCCAGGAGAUCUUCCAGAGAACCAUGAGGAACCGUCUGGAGUCCUUUAAGUCUGGAAAGAGGGGCGUGGCUCCACCGAAGACCAUCACGAAGCACACGAAGAGAGAGGAUCAGCAAAAGAUGCCGAAUGGAAAGCAUAAAGGCUACCAGUCCGGUGAUGAAGAUUUUGAGUUUUCUGAAGGCAACAGUGCUUCAGGCUACGAUGCUUCCUUCCCUGUGAGACCCAGCUACAUAGCAGGAGCUGGAAUCGUGAACCCGGCCUUCAUGCCUGACUUAGAGGACUGGUCGCCGGUGCACAUCCCUCCCUGGUUGGCGGACGCCGAGCUGGAGGAGGACCCGGUGGCACCGUCAGAGCGAGCCCAGGUGAGGCUGCCAUGGAUGCGAGGACACCUCCACCGCCUGUCUUCUCUACGAUCCAGCACUCGAUCCGAGGAGCAGCCGGGGCGCCGAGACCAGCUGCCCCCACCUCCCCCUCGCCCUGACAGAGAGGAGUAUCGCCUGUAGCUCCACCCAGAGACAGAAACUGACCUCAGACUCUGCGCAGCUUCCAGGACGUCCACCAGAGAAUCAAAACUUUCAAGGAAAAUACUGUUUUUAAGUCAGCUACUUCAUCCGCUUUGUGCUCAUCGGAAAACAUCGACUGCUACUGGGAACUCUGGUUGAACUGGAUGAAGCAGUGCUUUGGGAGUUUCCGGUUCCCAAAUGUGAGAAACCUGAAUACAUGGAUGAUG
Messenger RNA from Cyprinodon tularosa, 2914 nucleotides. RefSeq names its product sodium/hydrogen exchanger 3-like. NCBI's taxonomy places the organism in Eukaryota, Metazoa, Chordata, Actinopteri, Cyprinodontiformes, Cyprinodontidae. Gene Ontology annotation, cellular component: apical plasma membrane; brush border membrane. Bases 147 to 2687 code for a protein of 846 amino acids. Gene Ontology annotation, biological process: proton transmembrane transport; regulation of pH; sodium ion transport. The record is from RefSeq and is a predicted model, not a curated record. The transcript has 16 exons. Gene Ontology annotation, molecular function: sodium:proton antiporter activity.